UUCCUAGAUUUGACAUACAAAAACGUGUUUUCUCACAGACUCUGGUUCAUAUCGCAUCGAAAGCCAAGGUUGGACCAGGUGUUCCUGAACGUCGCAUGCAUGUGCACCCAGUGUUCGGUGACUACUCGCUAGCUUGCAAGUAACACACGCACAUUUACAUCGGCCGGGACGGGAAACAUCACAGCAACAUGACCGAGAACGACGUUGAUAAUGAACUUCUGGACUAUGAGGAGGACGAUGAGCCCCAGGGGGCCCCCGAGAGUGGGAUCCCAGCAAACAAGAAGGAGGUGAAGGGGUCCUACGUAUCCAUCCACAGCUCCGGCUUCAGAGACUUUCUCCUGAAACCAGAGCUGCUCCGCUCCAUUGUCGAUUGUGGUUUUGAGCAUCCCUCAGAAGUUCAACAUGAGUGUAUUCCUCAAGCUAUCCUGGGCAUGGACAUCUUGUGUCAGGCCAAGUCUGGUAUGGGAAAGACAGCAGUGUUUGUGCUAGCUACCCUACAGCAGAUAGAACCUGUGGAUGGUCAGGUGUCUGUCCUUGUGAUGUGCCACACACGAGAGCUGGCCUUCCAGAUCAGCAAAGAGUACGAGCGCUUUUCCAAAUACAUGCCCACUGUCAAGGUGUCCGUGUUCUUUGGAGGCCUGGCCAUCAAAAAAGAUGAGGAAGUCCUGAAGAAGAACUGUCCUCACAUUGUCGUCGGAACUCCAGGACGUACUCUGGCCCUCAUUCGCAACAAGACCCUCAGUGUGAAGAACAUUAAACACUUUGUGCUUGACGAGUGUGAUAAGAUGCUGGAACAGCUGGACAUGAGACGUGACGUCCAGGAAAUCUUCAGACUGACACCCCAUGAGAAGCAAGUCAUGAUGUUCAGUGCAACUUUAAGCAAGGAGAUCCGCCCUGUCUGCCGCAAGUUCAUGCAGGAUCCUAUGGAGGUGUUUGUGGAUGACGAGACCAAGCUGACACUUCACGGACUUCAGCAGUAUUACUGCAAGUUAAAGGACAGCGAGAAGAAUCGAAAACUGUUCGAUCUGCUUGAUGUUCUUGAGUUCAACCAGGUGGUGAUCUUUGUGAAAUCAGUGCAUCGCUGUGUGGCUCUGUCCCAGCUGCUGGUGGAGCAGAACUUCCCUGCCAUUGCCAUUCACAGGGGCAUGGCACAAGAGGAGAGGUUAUCCCGGUACCAGCAGUUUAAAGACUUCCAGCGGCGGAUUUUGGUUGCAACCAACCUGUUUGGCCGAGGCAUGGACAUUGAGCGAGUCAACAUUGUCUUCAACUACGACAUGCCAGAGGAUUCUGACACGUAUCUUCACAGAGUGGCCCGCGCCGGCAGGUUUGGUACCAAAGGCCUGGCCAUCACGUUCGUGUCAGAUGAGACAGACGCCAAGACCCUGAAUGAGGUUCAAGACCGCUUCGAGGUCAAUGUAGCAGAGCUACCAGAGGAGAUUGACAUUUCCUCCUACAUUGAAAAGUCCAGAUGAGCCUGAGUUGUGUUCCAAUGAAGAUUUGUGUGUGACCAUUGUUGUAUUUAGGUGGAAGCAAGAAAAAAAAAAAGCUCGGCCUUUUACUUUAAACACCCCCCCCCCCACACCAUUUGUUUGCAAGUUCAUAUAGGUUUUGUAUUUUAUCAUGUCUUUGCCGGGAGCUUGUUUUAGUGUUUUCCUUGUAAAAGCCAUGGAUCUCUUGUUUUGGUUAAUAAACUUUUUUAUAUCUCA
Messenger RNA from Betta splendens (Siamese fighting fish), 1706 nucleotides. Its product is annotated as ATP-dependent RNA helicase DDX39A. The transcript is spliced from 10 exons. The record is from RefSeq and is a predicted model, not a curated record. Bases 189 to 1472 code for a protein of 427 amino acids. Gene Ontology annotation, molecular function: ATP binding; RNA helicase activity; RNA binding. NCBI's taxonomy places the organism in Eukaryota, Metazoa, Chordata, Actinopteri, Anabantiformes, Osphronemidae. Gene Ontology annotation, biological process: mRNA export from nucleus; mRNA splicing, via spliceosome.